UUGGCGGGAUAAAAUCGUGCUGCUGCCCGCUGCAAACUUGCAACGCUGCGAAUACCGAUAAACAAACCGCGCGCACUUAAUACCAUAAUCCAACGACCACGUGCUUUUUGCUCCAUUUGGGUCGGUUUGUGCGGGAGCGCUGGACAAAGCGCGCUGUCUGUGCAUGUUUUAGAAAACAACGCAUAAAAAGCCAUAAAAAACAGUGAAGCAGUGUGACAUUUUAUUUAAUGCCAUUCUAAUGGUGAUCAAAAUGAUACGCUGCAAUUGGAUAGUUUGGAUCGGAGCGUGUCUGCUGCUGCAGGCACCGUGGCUAGUGGCCGCAGAUCACGAUCCACCGCCCGGGAACCGGCCGACCCAGCUGGAAGACAUCGAGCGGGACAAUCUGAACAGCGAGCGGCAGGUGUUCAAAAAGGAAGCGAUCGCACAGCAGCAGCAGCAGCACGGAGCUAGCUCGAGCCAAAGCAACAAUCACUACACCGUGCAGAUACAGCACCAUCCGGGCAGUACGGCCGGUACGCACAGCUCGGUCAAAUACGUGACGCCACUUCCGGCCCCGACCCAGACGCUCACCUACUCGAAAGAUCACGCUGUGCCGCAACAAUACGUCAGCAUUCCGCAGCAGCAGCCGCCGCUUCAAUUCCUCCAGCAGCAGCCACAGCAACGAGUGCCACAGGUGCACGAGGCGCAUUCCACCUAUACGGUGCCGUCCCGUCAGUCACUGCUGCAGCCCGUCAUCGGUGGAGGUGCACCGGCCUCCCCGUAUCUGACGCCGCAGCCGCAGUACGUGUAUGUGCAGGCCCGGCCCCAGCCGCUGCCACAGUAUGCGGCCGACAACAGUCUGCCCCAACAGCUGCUACACAUCCUGCCACAAAAUUCACAAGCUUAUAUCAUGAUUCCGACACCAUACUUCCAGCAACAGCAGCAGCAGCAGCAAGCACCGCACGCGCCAGCUGCCCCGACCGGGCCAGCCCUGCCAUCGAUUACACCGCCCUCAUCGCCGGCAACGCCCCAUUCCGCCCAGCAGCUGGCCGCGUAUGUCAACGACCCGGACAAUCACAUCCAAACCUACUCUCACGGUGAAACUGGAGCACAGUCCCCAGCCACCGGGGCGACGGUCCAGCCUACGGCGCAACCCGAUGUCGUAUACGCCGCAUCCUCUACCCCAGCUCCACCCCGGCAUCAAUCUCCGUCGGCCGAAUUUUCCAUCGUGAAGAGCGUGGAGCAGCCGGUCUACUACUCACACGACCUUCCACCGCUCCAAUCGAAUAAGCUGCCCCAGCACGGCGAUGGUUCUGUGUUUCAGUUUGGUGGCGCACAGGUACACCACCCCGUCACCGGCAGACCUUUUACGGGCCAUCACCACCACCAGCAGUUUCAUCACCACCAACAACCUCCGCACCAGCUGCACUACCCUACGUACGUACAGCCGCACGGACACUCGUACGCCGGGGCCCAGCAACAGCUUCACUAUCCUUCCCUGGCGCAUCCGAACAACGGCAUCUUGAACUACUUUGGCGUACAGCAGCGGCCACCCACUAGCCUGCUCGACUCGUACGUACCGUCCUCGCUGCAGCUUGCGAAAACGCCACUGUACACCACGAAACUGGCACCCCACGCGUACCCGGCGGUCCAUCACGGGCAGCUGCAUCACCAGCAGCCACGUCCGGUGCAGUUCUACCAGCAGGGUGCAGUUCCAGUGUACCCGGUGAACCCGCUCCACACGACCAUCCUGCAGCCGGCCGGGCCAGCAGGACACGGCGCAUCCUUCCCGCACGCGCAACCACUCGCGCUGGGGCAGCUUCCGUCGGGCCCGUCGGCCACCGCCCCCGGGUACAAUACGAUCGCGUACUCCGUGCCGCUGGCGUUCACGAAAACGUCCGCGCAGUACAAACGCUCACCGGCGCUGUUCAGUGUGGCCGGCUUUGCAAGACCGUCGACGGCCGGUUUGGCCACGACCAAGCUCCAGCCGGCGAAGCAGUUCGCGUGAGCGGGAAUGCAGCUGCACACACGGUGGCGUAAACAUAGAGGUUAAUUUAUUUAGUUGAUAGAAUACAUUGUUGCGAGAGUUGUUGAAUA
Anopheles arabiensis is the source of this 2076-nucleotide messenger RNA. RefSeq names its product ataxin-2 homolog. The coding region runs from base 239 to 1987 and encodes 582 amino acids. The record is from RefSeq and is a predicted model, not a curated record. NCBI's taxonomy places the organism in Eukaryota, Metazoa, Arthropoda, Insecta, Diptera, Culicidae. The transcript has 5 exons.